CCACGUUCAUCUCCUUCUUUGUUCGUCCCUUUCUUCCUUCCCACGCAGGGACACUGUCUACUAAUUCAGACACCCCACCCUGCAAAAAACUCAAAAAAAAGAAAACAAAAAUCGAAACGCCAUUGGGGUUCUGUUGGUUUUUCGCUGCUCGAAAUUUUUUAACUCGCCUCCAAUUUAAUGGCGGGCAGAAAGCUAGUGCGAGAUUUUCACCUCUACAGAGAACCCCUCUUUCUUCAUCUGACCUCCCAACAGCAGGUUUCGGGCACGAGAGGUCGAUUAAUUUCGGCCAAUGGUUUUUUAUGGAAUCGUCGAUUCAGUAUCUUCAAUGAGUUUUCGAAGCAAGUCAAAGGCGAAGCUACUAAGAAUCCCGAAUUUCAACAGUCUGUGAAGGAGCUGAAAGAGAAAGCGGAAGAGCUCAAAGGGGUUAAAGAUGAUUUCAAAGUGAGAACGAAGCAGACAACUGAGCAGCUAUACAAGCAGGUGGAUGGUGCUUGGGUCGAGGCAGAAGCAACGGCAAAGAAGGUUUCCGCCAAUGUAAAAGAGAAGAUCUCGGCUGCCACAGAGGAGGUCAAAGGAACUUUUGGAAUUGAGAAAGAAGAAGCUUCAGGGCCUUCUGGUGCAAAAUCUGAGCAUGUUGCUGAUGAUGGAAUGAAGGGCUCGUCUGGGGAACAUAAUCACCAGCAAUCUGGGGAAUAUAAAAACCAGCAGUCAGGGUCUAGUAGUACUGAACAAACAUUUUUUGGAAAAUUUAGGUCAAGUGUUUCUUCCUCGUAUUUUUCCUCUGCCUUCUCUAGAGUUAAGGAAGCAAAGGUUACGGACUUGGCUAAAAAAGGAUAUGACAUUGUAAAGGGUGAGUUAACUGGUACUACAACUAAGAGAAAGCACCUGGAGUUUGAUCCUUCUUCGACCCCGAAAGUUGAAACUAGUUCAAGAACGGACCUUGUUGCUGUACCCCAAUCUCGGUGGAGUAAAAAGUGGGAGGCUUUCAGAAUGAAGAUGCAAGGUUAUCCUAUAUUCAAGCGUCUUGAUGAAAUACGUAAACCAGUUACAAACAAAACCCAGGAGAUUGCUGAGGACAUACGGGAUCGUUGGGAUACAAGCGAUAGCCCAAUCGUUCACAAAAUUCAGGAUUUAAACGAAACUAUUUUUCAAGAAACAGACACCGCUGCAUCAAUCAAGGAGAUACGUCGCCGAGAUCCAUCUUUCUCUUUACCAGACUUUUUGUCAGAAGUUCAGGAUGCUGUUAAACCUGUGCUUAAUGCUUACAUCAAGGGGGAUCUUGAGACAUUGAAGAAGUAUUGUAGUAAGGAGGUGAUUGAGCGAUGUAAAGCUGAGCAUGAUGGUUUUAAAAGCCAUGGCAUCUUUUUCGAUCACAAGAUUCUACAUAUUUCUGAGGCGGAAAUAAAAGAGACCAAAAUGAUGGGACAUUCUCCCAUUAUUAUUGUAAUGUUCCGAACGCAGCAAGUGUACUGUGUACGAGAUAGAAAUGGUGAUGUAACUGAUGGUGGCAAGGACACUAUCCACACGGUGUAUUAUGCCUGGGCAAUGCAACAGGUAGAUCCAGAAGAACUUGGUGAAGGUGCUAUUUAUCCAAUUUGGAAAGUAAGAGAGAUGCAGCAAUUCGGAGUUCAAGCCCUCAUUUAGUUCUUCGCAUAAGUUGCGACCGUCUUGAUGGAUGUUGUAGCGUUUUUAUUGUUCGGAAUAUCUUCGUUUUUUCGUUCUUCCAGCGUCAGAAUUUCCCUGGGUUUUGUUAUUCACUUCUGGGGAGUUUUGUCCAUUCUUUAUGAAGGAAGUGGAAUAAUUUGUGUUUGUUGGUGCCAUCCUUUUAUUCCACGCGACCUUGGAAUAUUUUCGAAAGUUGCAGAAAAAAGAAAGAAAAGUAGAUGCAUUUUGUA
Messenger RNA from Pyrus x bretschneideri (Chinese white pear), 1895 nucleotides. Its product is annotated as mitochondrial import inner membrane translocase subunit TIM44-2-like. NCBI's taxonomy places the organism in Eukaryota, Viridiplantae, Streptophyta, Magnoliopsida, Rosales, Rosaceae. The transcript has 14 exons. Gene Ontology annotation, molecular function: protein-folding chaperone binding. Gene Ontology annotation, biological process: protein import into mitochondrial matrix. Gene Ontology annotation, cellular component: mitochondrial inner membrane. The record is from RefSeq and is a predicted model, not a curated record. Bases 178 to 1644 code for a protein of 488 amino acids.